This is a messenger RNA of Paramecium sonneborni, 693 nucleotides long. The record is from the annotation of a GenBank genome assembly. NCBI's taxonomy places the organism in Eukaryota, Ciliophora, Oligohymenophorea, Peniculida, Parameciidae.
AUGUUUAAUUAUUGUAAUAGAAAUGCUUCUAAUGUAUUUUCAAAUUAAAUGUUAGCAUGUAAAAUGUAGUUGUAUCAUUAGUUUCAUAUGGAGGAGCUGUUUCAUCUGCUGUAAUUGGAAGUUUAGGAACUUCUUGGUUAUUCAAGAAACUUAAUGCUCCAGCACUUCUUAUUAGAGUAAAUUUUAAUCUCAUUUUAUUAAAAGGCAUGUCCACUAUUUGGUGUUCUUAUAGCCAAUACAUUUAAUCUAUUCUUUGCAAGAUAUCCAGAUUUUUAAUAAGGAAUUUAAGUUUUUGAUGAUGAAACACAAGAACCAUUACCAGGAUUAUCUAAAGAAGCUGGUAAUAUUUAUUAAAUAUUAUUUUAAAGCUAAAAUUGCAUUCUUUAGAACUCUUGUGACUAGAUAUAUUUUACCAUUACCUAUGUUUAUUCCACCUAUUAUCAUUUAUUAUAUGAAAUAAGCUAGAUGUUAUCCUUAAGGUAGAGCAAUAGGUCUAGCACUUGAUUUAAGUAAUUUUUUAUAAAACAAUUAGGUUUAUCUGGAUUUUUCUUAUAUUGUGGUCUUUCUGUUGGAAUAGGAAUAUUCCCAUAAUAUUUAAAGGUUAAUCCAACAGAUUUAGAAUCAUAAUAUUAAAAUUUAACAAACAGCAAAGGAAAUAAGAUUAAAACAAUAGUUUUUAAUAAGGGAUUAUGA